UUGUUUUAACACGAAUUGUUUAUAUAUUGACUUUCACAUUAUCAGUUAUAUGCUAUUGCACUUUAAAGAUCUUUGUGCAUUUUCUUUUAAACAAUUAACAUAUUUUAGCACUAUCCUAGACAAUGAAAAUUAUAUAUUUUUAUUGUUCCUACUCAAAUAUUUGCUCCAGACGGGUUAAUGAUAUUUUUGCUUUAAAAGGCGGGUGUUCCAGAAAGGAACCUAACUAUAUGUCUUGAACCAGAAGCAGCCUCAGUGUAUGGUCGUCAUCUUCCAGUAUCCAAAGAUGAAACAUCGCUGGGCCAGUUUUCAUCAGGAACAAAGUUUCUUGUUUUGGAUGCAGGAGGUGGUACAGUUGACAUAACUGUACAUGUAGUGAAUGACUGGGGAAACUUGAAGGAACUUCAUCAACCAAACGGAGGUGCUUGGGGGAGGAACUAAAGUAGACGAAGCAUAUGAAGCGUUCCUUACAAAUAUUGUUGGUCCUAGUAUUUUUGCAAAAUUCAAAACAGAGCAUUUGGAUGACUACAUCGAUCUUUGCCGUAUCUUUGAAAAAGCCAAACGGCAAAUUUCUCCGACCAAAUUAGAUGGAAAAGUGACGAUGCGUGUAAUACCUUCCCUUUCUCAACUCUGUAAAGAUAUGACAGGAUAUGACUUCAUAGAAUUAUUUCUACAGUCAAAAUUCCGAAGCAAAAUCAAAGUUAUGGGCGGCGACAAGUUGAGAAUUGAUGCUGAAGUCUUCGCUGACUUUUUCAAACCAACCGUUAGCAGAAUAAUAAGCCAUCUUGCAUAUAUGCUGACCAAACCUGUUGUUCAGGGCUGUGCUGCCAUCCUAAUGGUUGGUGGAUUUUCCGAAUCACCAAUGUUGCACGAGAAGGUAAAGUCCUCUUUCAGAAAUAUGAAAGUUAUCCUUCCAGACGAGGCAGCAGUUUUAAAAGGAGCUGUCAUCUUUGGUCAUGAGCCGACAACAAUAACUGAGAGGAUAUGCAAGUAUACAUAUGGGGAAGGAUCAACUCAUAGGUACAGCAAAAGAUGCAACCAUCCAAUAGGAAGAGUUCAAAUGGAUGAAAAUGGUGACUUAAGAUGUUAUGAUCUCUUUAUAACUCAUGUUAAAGCAGGACAGUCUGUCAAGAUGGAUGAAGAACAACCAGAAAUGAUAAGCACACCUAUUACCGAUGACCAAACUGCUAUUGGUGUCGAUGUGUAUGCAUCCUCUUUAACAAAUCCGCAGCUUACUACAGAAGAUGGAUGCAAUCUGAUUGGAAAAUUAAGGGUGCCUAUAUCUGACACAAGCUCUGGAAGUAACCAUAAAUUUGGAAUAAGUUUCAUUUUUGGAGGGACCGAGAUUGUUGUAAAAGUCGUUGACAAGGAGUCCGGUGAAAUCAUGUUAAAAUCUGUCGAUUUUCUUGGAUAGAAUAUAAACAAAAUAAAUCGGAACACUGACAUUACUACUUUUUAUUGUUUUGUUUGCUAGUAUGAGGCAAUGCUGUUCUUUGAUAAUAUAUACUGAAUGCAUGAAGCAUUAUUUUAGAUUUUUUAAGCACUUGAAGCACACUACGUUAAUAUCACAAGCAUUUCAUAUAACAGGUAAAGAUUGCUAUUUAUGUAUAAUGUACCUUAAUUUGUUCAUAUGUUAUCGUGGAGGAUAACUUUUUGACGGCAUUGGAAUGCAACAUCUAUUGGCGUUCUAACUAUAACUAUUAUUAUCGUACUUCUAAGUAAGAAAAUGCUCUCAAUAUAAUUGUUAAAUACAAAUUAUAUAAAAUGAUUAAACAAACAUUUGAAAUCAUCUUAAGUCUUAAAUUGCUAAUUAUAUAGUGAACUGCAAUCAAUUAGAAAUCGUGUUAGAAUGAUUUAUUCCCAUUAGUAUGAUUGAAUUGUAUUCAACUUUUUCAUUUGGGGUACAGCAUAUUCUGUCAUUAAAGACUACUAUACAUGUAUUAAUAGGGAGUGUAAACUAACACAAAAUAUGUACUUAUUUAUAAUAAAAUCAAGUAUAGUGAAUAAAAGAAAUAUAACA
Molecule: messenger RNA, 2017 nt
Organism: Ruditapes philippinarum (Manila clam)
Lineage: Eukaryota; Metazoa; Mollusca; Bivalvia; Venerida; Veneridae
Product: heat shock 70 kDa protein 12A-like
Exons: 3
Coding region: 599-1411 (270 amino acids)
Source: RefSeq, a predicted model, not a curated record